Cadophora gregata is the source of this 2452-nucleotide messenger RNA. RefSeq lists its product as uncharacterized. Lineage: Eukaryota; Fungi; Ascomycota; Leotiomycetes; Helotiales; Ploettnerulaceae. Gene Ontology annotation, cellular component: cytosol. The coding region runs from base 253 to 2079 and encodes 608 amino acids. Gene Ontology annotation, molecular function: [methionine synthase] reductase (NADPH) activity; FMN binding; flavin adenine dinucleotide binding. The transcript has a single exon. Gene Ontology annotation, biological process: homocysteine metabolic process. The record is from RefSeq and is a predicted model, not a curated record.
ACAACUCCGACUAGGAAUUCAAUCCACCAGAAUCGGUCUGCUACGACUCUGCUUUGUGACAGCUUUCAGGAGCCGACUCGCGAUUAUCAAAACCGAAGCGAAAAAAAGUCUGUCGUCACAGUCAAACUGAUUCAAUUCAAUGCGAUAACUAGGACUGAUCUCCUCUCGCCCGCGGACUCUUCCUCCUCCAACCCAGACCUCAAAACCCGACCUUCGUACGUGGUGUGAGGAUAUAUCCCACCUUCAAACAUCAUGUCUCGACCUUCACCAAUCCGCACAAUGACAACCGCCCACUGCAUCCCCGAAGAACCACAAACCUCAUCAACCUCGGUUCCGUCCCUAUCCUACUCUUCCUCGUCGUCUUCCGAUGAGACGGAAGAGCUUCCUCGCCCACGUCGGGCCUCCACAAUACUCAUUUCGCAGAAUGCCGCAGACGUAAGGAGGCUCAUUGGCGAGUCGGGCACCAAACUUGUCGAGAAAUGCUGUGGAGGGGGAUGUUGUAUGGCAAUAUUGAAGAGUGACGGUCUGACUUUCGAGCGCGUUCCCCUCCCCGACAACGACGCGUUCCGUGCUCUGCAAUUGAAGAUUGGACCGAUCCCUACAACACUGUCUAGUCUUCCAGAUGUACCAGCGCAGACUGUUCAUAUCUCUUCAAUCAAGCAGGGCACUGCUUUGCCACCCGUGGCGGAAUUGAAGAUCUCGGCUGGAGAGGAGGCCAAAGAUGCUGCUAUCGAUUUCACCCCCCACCUUACAACGGAGACCACUGAACUCGAUACCACUAUCCACCCACCUCGGUUCGUUCAACCGCAUCCUCCUUAUGAUGUUUACUCGGCUCGCAUUUACAAUACCCGUGAACUUACCAAGCCUGGAGCGGAGAAGAGAACAUAUCAUUUCGACUUAGAUGUUACGGACUAUCCAGAGGAGUCAGGUGUAGACUUCAAGGUUGGAGGCGCUAUUGGCAUGGUUGCUCCAAACGAUGCUGCUAUCGUCGAUGAGCUCCUGGAUCUUCUCCUCGUCCCUCGCUACCUCCGUGACCGAAACAUCCUCCUCAAGACAGACGGUGGAAGAUGGCCAACAGUCUGGGGCGACGAGCAGCCUAGAGAAUUGACAACAACCCGACGAGACCUCCUAACCUGGUGCAGCGACAUCCAAUCCUACCCACCAACUAAACCCCUCCUCCGCCUCCUCGCCGAAUACGCCUCCGACCCAAACGAGAAGAAGAUCCUCCUCUUUCUCUGCUCCGCCGAAGGCCAAGGCGUGUUCUGCGACUUCCGCACCGGCCCAUACAUCACCAUGAACCAGCUCCUCCACGCCUUCCCCUCCUCCAAACCCCCCCUCGACCACCUCCUCUCCCAGCUCCGACAACUCAUGCCCCGCUUCUACAGCAUGUCCAACGACCCACACGAGAACUGCGUCUACACAGCCGGCUGCCGGCGCCUCAUCGAGAUCGCCGUCACCGUCCACGAGACGCCCAACUGGAAAGGCGGUCCCCGCACCGGCGUCGGAUCAGGCUUCUUCGAGCGUCAAGCCCAGAAGUUCCUCGAGGCCGAGAAGCGAGGCGAGAAGAAGAUCGACCUCCGAGUCCCCAUAUUCAAGGGCCUCAUGGCCAACCCUCUCGCCAAGGAAUUCGUCUCCGAUGGUCCUAUGCUACUCAUCGGCGCUGGGGUGGGCGUUGCUCCCUUCAGAGGAUUCGUGCAGCGCAGACUCAAGAACGCGAACUGUGCGAACAAAGUCUGGGUUCUGCAGGGUGUUCGCGAUUCCCUCCUCGACGAGCUGUAUUCUGGUGAAUGGGGCGUUCACGAGUCGGAAGUCAAGAAGGUUGUCCAGUCAAGGAAACACACCGGAAAGGGGAAAUACGUGCAAGAUGAGGUCCGCGCGCAAGCCGACCUGGUCUGGUUCAUCAUCAAUGCUCUUGACGGCCGUGUGUUCGUCUGUGGAAGUAGCAAGGGCAUGGGAGAGGGUGUUGAGGCCGCUUUGAUCGACGCGGUCAUGGCUAAGGGUAAUCUGAGCAGGGAGGAGGCCGUCAAGUUUUGGAAGCUGAAGGGUGAGGCUGGUCAGUAUAUUGCCGAGACGUGGUAGAUGUAUAUACUGCAGUCGUUUCACUUUUAAUUGUACAUAAGCGACGAAAGCAACAGCGCUUGUAAUUAUGGGGCCUGUUUACCUGCUGUUUUAUCAUAGGCGAUAGGCGACAGGCAUGGCGUUCUGGGGGGGGGGGUUUUUUGGAUUAUUAGGUUUGGGUGGACUUCUUCAUUUUUUUUAUUUUUUCCAGGAGAAUGGAGUUGAGACGGGAUGAUAUGGGUAGGGCAUGGUACGGUGGCAGUUGCAGGAAAAACAAACAAAUGAAUAAGCGAGCGAGCAAUCGUACUAGGAUGGAUGGAUGGAUGAAUACCUUUAGAUAAGGGAGGACAUACAUACAGACAAAAUAUAUAAGCAAUCAAUUGAAUUGGACGAG